This is a messenger RNA of Callithrix jacchus (white-tufted-ear marmoset), 414 nucleotides long. Lineage: Eukaryota; Metazoa; Chordata; Mammalia; Primates; Cebidae. The record is from RefSeq and is a predicted model, not a curated record.
AUGUCUGCGAAUCUGCAAUGGAUCGUCGUGCCAAAAUGCUUCAGUUUCCUGAUCAAGAGGGACAAGCAGACCUACAGCACCGAGCCCCAUAACUUGAAGGCCCGCAACUCCUUCCGCUACAACGGGCUGAUUCACCCCAAGACUGUGGGCGUGGAGAUGGCAACUGACUGCAAAGGUGUGGUGGUGGUUAUGAAGCGGAGAUCCAGCCAGCAGAAGCCUGCCGCCUCCAGCGUGCAGACCACCAACAAUAAGAACGCUUGCGCCACGCUCAGCAGCAUCAGACACAUGAUCUGCAACAACAAGUACUGCCCUGACUUGUGCAUGGCAGCGGUCCACAGGGUCAGCACCAUCUUGCACAGCCAGAAGCCUGUGAUGGUGAAGACGAAGCGGACCCACCCCACCAAGAGCUCCUGA